Molecule: messenger RNA, 1974 nt
Organism: Merops nubicus (carmine bee-eater)
Lineage: Eukaryota; Metazoa; Chordata; Aves; Coraciiformes; Meropidae
Product: putative hexokinase HKDC1
Exons: 9
Biological process (GO): glycolytic process; intracellular glucose homeostasis; glucose 6-phosphate metabolic process
Cellular component (GO): mitochondrion; cytosol
Molecular function (GO): ATP binding; D-glucose binding; fructokinase activity
Source: RefSeq, a predicted model, not a curated record
AUAUGCCAAACGUCUGCACAAGGUGGUGAGAAGGCUGGUCCCAAACUGUGACGUUCGGUUCCUGCUCUCUGUGAGCGGCAGUGGGAAGGGGGCUGCCAUGGUCACAGCGGUGGCGUACAGGCUGGCCGCUCAGCGCAAGCAGAUCGACGCCGCUCUCGCACCGUUCCUCCUGUCCCUGGAGACCCUCAGAGAAGUUAAGGACAAAAUGAGGACUGAGCUGGAGUAUGGGCUAAAGCGAGAGACACAAGCCAGUGCCUCAGUGAAGAUGUUACCCACGUACGUCUGCGGGACACCCGAUGGAACAGAGAAAGGAAAGUUCCUUGCCCUUGAUCUUGGUGGGACAAACUUCAGGGUUCUGCUGGUCAAAAUCAGAAGCGGGAGAAGAAGAUCGGUGCAAAUGUAUAAUAAAAUCUUUGCCAUUCCUUUGGAGAUCAUGCAAGGGACAGGGGAAGAGCUCUUUGACCAUAUUGUUCAGUGCAUAGCAGACUUCCUGGACUAUAUGGGGAUUAAAGGUGCUCGACUGCCUCUGGGCUUCACCUUCUCCUUCCCGUGUAGGCAAGCCAGCAUUGACAAGGGAACACUUGUGGGAUGGACAAAAGGUUUCAAGGCAACAGACUGUGAGGGUGAAGAUGUUGUUGAUAUGCUGAGAGAGGCCAUCAGGAGAAGAAAUGAGUUUGACUUGGACAUUGUAGCAGUGGUGAAUGACACUGUUGGGACAAUGAUGACAUGUGGAUACGAGGAUCCGAACUGUGAGAUCGGCCUUAUCGCAGGAACGGGCAGCAACGUGUGCUACAUGGAGGACAUGAAAAACAUAGAAAUAGUGGAAGGGAAUGAAGGAAAAAUGUGCAUUAAUACAGAAUGGGGAGGAUUUGGUGACAAUGGCUGCAUUGACAACAUCAGAACAAAAUAUGAUAAAGAAGUAGAUGAAGGCUCACUAAACCCAGGGAAACAGAGGUAUGAAAAAAUGACCAGUGGAAUGUACCUAGGUGAAAUAGUGAGACAAAUUUUGAUCGACUUAACCAAACAAGGACUGCUGUUCAGAGGACAGAUUUCGGAAUCACUCAGGAAAAGAGGCAUAUUUGAAACAAAAUUCCUCUCUCAGAUUGAAAGCGACCGGCUCGCCCUCCUCCAAGUCCGGCGAAUCCUGCAGCAGCUCGGCCUGGACAGCACGUGUGAUGACAGCAUCAUUGUGAAAGAGGUGUGUGGGGCUGUUUCCAAAAGAGCUGCCCAGCUCUGUGGGGCAGGACUGGCAGCUAUUGUCGAGAAGAAGAGAGAAAACCGAGGUGUGGAGCACUUGCAAAUCACCGUUGGAGUAGAUGGGACUUUGUACAAGCUCCACCCACAUUUUUCUAGGGUCCUGCGUGAAACAGUCAAGGAACUGGCACCCCAAUGUGAUGUGACUUUCAUGCUUUCUGAAGAUGGAAGUGGGAAGGGAGCUGCCCUCAUUACUGCAGUAGCAAAAAGAUUGCAUAAUGUUGGACAGAAGUGAAAAUCAGAGGCCAAGUAAUUUCAGCACUGCCAGGCGUGUGCACUAGAGAUUUCCUGAGUGGUGAUUCAAGAUAGUUUGGCCAGACACCAGUACGCAGGUACCUGUUUUCAGGGAGCAGCUGGUUUUUGACCAACCAGGAUUGUGGAUUUUUGUCCUUUGAUAACUUGGAUUGGAUGUUUCUGCUCCCCACUGGCUUUAUGUCUUGGCAUACCACAGUCUACUCAGUUCUUUACUUCCUGCAGUCCAUCUGUAAUGCUCAUGAGACAGCACAAACAAAGCAAAACAACCCAAAUUUUGUCUUUUUACAAUGGCUCAAUUAAGCUACUGCACUACAAGUGGAUUUAUCACCAGUUUCUUAGGAUUUGUUUGUGUUUUAGUUUUGGCUUCACCUGGCUCAAAAAAUACUGAGGUCCCUGAUGCUGCACCUAUCUAAUGGACAUAUUUGUUCAAUGCUUCACAGGUUUUACAAUAAAUCUGAAAGUAAA